Meriones unguiculatus (Mongolian gerbil) is the source of this 945-nucleotide messenger RNA. RefSeq names its product olfactory receptor 8B8-like. Gene Ontology annotation, cellular component: membrane. Bases 13 to 945 code for a protein of 310 amino acids. Gene Ontology annotation, molecular function: odorant binding; olfactory receptor activity; G protein-coupled receptor activity. The record is from RefSeq and is a predicted model, not a curated record. The transcript has a single exon. Gene Ontology annotation, biological process: sensory perception of smell; G protein-coupled receptor signaling pathway. NCBI's taxonomy places the organism in Eukaryota, Metazoa, Chordata, Mammalia, Rodentia, Muridae.
AUAGAAAAAAAAAUGGUUUUUGGAAAUAGGUCUUUUGUGACGGAAUUCAUUCUGAUUGGCUUAACAGACCAGCCCAAUCUUCAGCUGCCUCUGCUGUUCCUGUUUCUUUUAAUGUAUAUGGUAACUAUGAUGGGGAAUUUGGGUUUGAUAAUUCUAAUCGGACUGAAUUCACACCUUCAUACUCCCAUGUACUUUUUUCUCUUUAACUUGUCUUUAAUAGAUCUCUGUUAUUCUUCAGUGUUUACACCCAAAAUGUUAUUGAACUUUAUGUUAAGUAAGAAUAUUAUCUCUUAUAUGGGCUGUAUGACCCAACUUUAUUUUUACUCAUUUUUCGUUAUUUCUGAGUGUUAUGUAUUAAUGUCAAUGGCCUAUGAUCGCUAUGUGGCCAUCUGUAAUCCACUCUUAUAUAACAUUGUUAUGUCCCCUAAAAUAUGUUCCUACCUAAUGCUCGGUUCAUACUUGAUGGCAUUUUCCGGUGCCAUGGCUCACACAGGAUUCAUGCUGAAACUGGUUUUCUGUGAUGCAAAUACCAUCAACCACUACUUCUGCGACAUCCUCCCUGUGAUGCAGCUUUCCUGCACCAGCACCUAUGUCAACGAGCUGGAGGUUUUUAUCGUGGUUGGCAUCAACAUCACUGUGCCCAGCAUCACCAUCUUCAUCUCUUAUGGUUUCAUUCUCUCCAUCAUCUUCCACAUCAGCUCCAAUGAGGGCAGGUCCAAGGCCUUCAGCACCUGCAGUUCUCACAUCAUUGCUGUUUCUCUGUUCUUUGGAUCGGGUGCAUUUAUGUAUCUUAAACCCUCCUCAGCUGGGUCAAUGGAUGAGGGAAAAAUCUCUUCUGUCUUUUAUACCAAUGUGGUCCCCAUGAUGAACCCCUUAAUCUACAGCUUGAGGAACAAAGAUGUUAAAGUUGCCCUGAGGAAAACCUUGAGCAUGUUGAAAUUAUGA